UUACCUGUUUAUUGACCAGUCCGGUUUUCGCAACCUUGAUUAUUUGUUUAGUCCUUAAAAAAUAUCACUGAAAAAGAUAUUUUAACAAACAAGAAAAGAAAAAAUAUUUUCAAAUAUUUGUGUUUUAAAAUAAAAAAAUAUAAUUAAAAAAACUAGAUGUUUUCUUCAAAAACCCUACAAGAACCCUAAUACCACAGCAUGAGUUGCAAAACACCAUAACUGACACGACAAGGGUGCUUUCUCUUCUUUCUCCUACUCUCUCAAUCGGCUUUCUCACCGGUAGCAUGAAUUCCGGCGGCGGAGCAUAGUCCAUCGGUGACUUAACAGCACUUAUAGUUUCAGCAAUGUCGUCAUCAUCCGAAGAUGAGUCAAUGUCCGAGAUGGAAGAACAAGAGAAUCAGAAUAAAGAAAUGAAGCAUGAAAAUGGAGUGCUUGAUUACAUAAUGAGCUUGGAAAGUGUGCCAACAAAUCUCCCUCCACAUCUUGAGCUUCUCAUGACCCGGGUCCUCUGCAACAACGAUGCUCCUCAGCAUACAGAUACCAUACAGUAUUCUGGUGCUUAUGCAGCAUUAGGUGUUGAUAAUAGCUUGCGGUUAGAUAAUUUCAAUCAAAACUUCAAAGUUGAAGUGAAGCGGCUCACAGAUGAUGACAUAGAGUUUGAUAUGAUUGGUAUUGAUCCUUCACUUGCCAAUGCAUUUCGAAGAAUCCUUAUAUCAGAGGUACCAACAAUGGCUAUUGAAAGAGUUUACAUUGCAAACAAUACAUCACUUAUACAAGAUGAAGUUCUAUCCCAUAGAUUAGGCCUCAUACCAAUCAGUGCUGAUCCCAGGCUAUUUGAAUAUCCAGAUAAUGCUGGGGAUAAUAGGAAUGAAAAGAAUACCAUUGUCUUCAAACUACAUGUUGCUUGCCAUAAAGGACAGCCACGUAUGACCGUGAGAUCAGAUCAACUAAAGUGGUUACCUAAUGGGAGUGAGCUUAUAGCUGAAGAUGCCAAACUAAGUGCAAGUUCAAAACCGAAGACAUUUACAUCUUUUACUUGCAGUCAAGAAUCGAUUCCCGAAAUUUCGAGCAAUCCAAUUGGUCCCAAAUAUUUGGAUAUUAUAUUAGCUAAACUUGGACCUGGUCAGGAAAUUGAACUUGAAGCUCAUGCAGUUAAAGGUGUUGGUAGAACACAUGCAAAAUGGUCACCAGUUUCCACUGCUUGGUAUCGGAUGCUUCCGGAGGUUGUCCUCUUGGAGAACAUUGAGGAUGAUCUGGCCGUCAAACUACAAGAAAAAUGUCCAGUUGGAUUAUUUGACAUUGAAGAUAUUGGGGAAGGCAAAAAAAGGGCCACGGUAGCCAGACCACGAGAUUGCACUCUGUGUAAGGAAUGCAUUAGAGAGGGAAAAGAAUGGGAAGAUCGUAUAUCGUUACGUCGUGUUAAAGAUCACUUCAUUUUUACUAUUGAAUCAACUGGAGCAUUGCCCCCUGAAGUGCUAUUCACUGAAGCUGUGAAGAUUCUGGAAGACAAGUGUGAACGAGUAAUUACUGAGUUCUCUUGAUUUUCUGUGUGGUAUCUUGCAACGAAAGUAAUGGUGAAAAUGUAGUAGUGCAUGAUUACACAUGGUUUGUAUUGUUAUUAUCUUUAUCUAAUCCUCUAAGAAUAUAUUUUUUUUCUUUUGAUAUAAAAGCUCUCUUUUCUUGUAGUGAA
Molecule: messenger RNA, 1690 nt
Organism: Arachis duranensis
Lineage: Eukaryota; Viridiplantae; Streptophyta; Magnoliopsida; Fabales; Fabaceae
Exons: 10
Coding region: 345-1541 (398 amino acids)
Biological process (GO): DNA-templated transcription
Cellular component (GO): RNA polymerase I complex; RNA polymerase III complex
Molecular function (GO): DNA binding; protein dimerization activity
Source: RefSeq, a predicted model, not a curated record